AUGAUUAACAAAAAUCUUAUUUUCUUAUUAUCAGUACUCGUUCUAUUAUUAAAUCAAAUCCACGUUAAUGCUGUAGAUUAUGUUCCUAGAAAUAUUGAUAUAGAGCGUUAUCCUAAAAAUAUUUUGGUCGGUUCUUACGCUGGAGGAAGAAGUCAUCUUAAACCAAUGUUGGAUGUCGCUGCUAUAUUGAUUGAAAGAGGUCACAAUGUAAUAUUAUUAACAUCAGGAAAUUAUGAACCAUCAUCAGAGUACCCAGGUCUAAAACAAAUCACAUUAGGACCUAAAUUGUCUGCAAGAAAAAGUAAAAUAGAUCUUCAGAAAGACUUUGAUUAUAGGCAAAUGUCACGAAUUAGGGAAUUAACUACGGCUGGCUACGGCAAAUCUUAUGAAAAAUUUAAUAAUGUUGCUAAAGAAUAUAAUAUUGAUCUAUUCUUUUGUGACGCUAUGGCUAAUGAAGCUUGCAUGGAUGUUGCUAAUAAUCUAAAUAAACCUGUUGUUGCUUGGUCUUCGUUUCUUCAAUUUGUGGAUCAUAAACCAUAUAAAUCUGAUCCGUUGUUCGGCUGCAACAUCUCAUUUGAAAAUGAAUCAUUUUUUGAGCGGUUUAGGUGUACUUUAAUACAACCUUUACAAAUAGCUUAUGCGUUUGCGUCUGUUGAGCGUCAAUUAAAUGACGCAAGAAAUCAAAUGAAUAUAAAUUUAGCAUCACGAAAAGGGUUAAAAUUCAACUUAGCUUUGAUUGAUAAUUUUUUCGGUUUUGAGUUACCACAACCCUUACCACCAAAUGUCCAGGAAAUUGGACCAGUAUUAUCGGAUGAAUAUCCCCCACUUACGCCUGAACUCACCAAUUUUAUUGAUAAACAUGAACGUGUCUUAUAUAUAGCUUUUGGUACGCGUGUUUACGUAAGAUCUGAACUCAAUGACAAACUUACGCAAGUAUUUGUUGAAGCAAUCAACAAUAAAAUAAUUGAUGGUGUAAUUUGGGCAUUAUCUGAGACAUCAAAAGAUGAUUUCAGUCCAACAUUAAGCUUAACCGAUGGUACACAAGUUCAAACUUCACCAAUUUUAAAUAAUGAACAUCCACAUAUUCAUGUUACAAAGUUUGCACCACAAUUUGCUGUACUUAAUCACACCAAUACGAAAUUAUUUUUUAGCCAUGGAGGCGCCGGAAGUACUCAUGAAUCUCUUUAUACUGGUACUCCUAUGUUAGUGUUACCUUUUGGUGGCGAUCAGAUGGGUAACGCUCAAAGAUUAGAAACAGCCGGUAUAGCAUUAUCAUUAAAUAAACAUUCUUUGGAUGUCAAUGAUAUUUUAAAUAAAAUCGAUUUCUUAUUAAAAGAUGAACAUAUAAAGAAAAAUUCAAAGAGAAUGAAAUAUCUAGCCAGAAUUAAUAGUAAUAGAAAAUAUAAAGCAGCCGAUUUAAUUGAAUAUGUAUUAUAUAGUAGUGGUUUAGAUGAAUAUUUAGAUGAUGACUUUUUAAAAGAAUGGAUUCCUGCUGAAUCUAGAAUGGGAUUUAUUAAAGCAAAUAAUCUUGACGUUUAUGGAUUUUUAUUAGGUAUCAUUCUUACACUUAUUGGAAUUACAUUCAAAUUGAUUAGUAAUUCUUUGUCUAAUAGAAAAAAAUCAAAGAAAGAAUAA
Molecule: messenger RNA, 1635 nt
Organism: Rhizophagus irregularis DAOM 181602=DAOM 197198
Lineage: Eukaryota; Fungi; Glomeromycota; Glomeromycetes; Glomerales; Glomeraceae
Molecular function (GO): UDP-glycosyltransferase activity
Source: RefSeq, a predicted model, not a curated record